Molecule: messenger RNA, 687 nt
Organism: Lottia gigantea (owl limpet)
Lineage: Eukaryota; Metazoa; Mollusca; Gastropoda; Lottiidae
Exons: 2
Coding region: 1-687 (228 amino acids)
Source: RefSeq, a predicted model, not a curated record
AUGUUGAAAACAGUUCUAUAUCCCAAAAACUACGAUUCAGUCUCAGGCUGGAUACCCGAUGUUGGCGAUGGAAGUGUUUUAAAAGAACCGGUAAGAAAUGUUCCAAAUGAUGCAGAUGAAGCUAGAAUGAGAUCUAUUGCGCGAAACACAAUAGAAAGAGUAGGACGAGUACUUCAGUACAAUAUGUCUUUGAGAAUAAUAGUGGCAAUGAACCAAACUCAAGAUCCUAUAAUCCGUAAAAAUCAAGUAAGAUUAAACAAUGAUAAUUAUCCUAACCAACUUUUAACAAUUAAUCCAACCACAAAGGAUUAUAAUGAAUUGUAUAGAAACUAUAAAAAUAUGUGUGAAUUAUUUGGAAAUUCACCUCAGUUUGAAUAUGUAGAUUUUGCAAUUAAUCACCCAAUCUUCUGUUUUGAUCUAUCAGCUUAUCAAGAAGAUCUUUUCAAAACAGGGGUGAAUAUAAAUAUUCAUAUUGAAAAAACACAAGAUAUAAAAAAACUUAUCAAUAGAUAUAAACAUUGUAAAGUCCGUGAUGAUAUAGAUUUGGAAAGAAUUGAUGCGAAAACAAAAGAAGGUGGAUUUUUACCUUUCCUACCUUUGAUAUUUGCUGGUCUGGCCGCGGCAGAAGCCACAGCUGGUGGAGCAGCUGGGAUUAACACCAGCCAUCAACGCCAAGAAAGCAGCUGA